This is a messenger RNA of Ruditapes philippinarum (Manila clam), 1261 nucleotides long. Its product is annotated as S-acyl fatty acid synthase thioesterase, medium chain-like. Gene Ontology annotation, biological process: lipid biosynthetic process. Lineage: Eukaryota; Metazoa; Mollusca; Bivalvia; Venerida; Veneridae. The transcript has 7 exons. The coding region runs from base 257 to 1030 and encodes 257 amino acids. The record is from RefSeq and is a predicted model, not a curated record.
AGUUACAUAAUUAUGUCAUUGUCUUGACAGCCUUGUGUUCUACAAUCAGGAUAAUUUAUUAAGCAUAUUGUAUGUAUAUAUAUUCUAUAUAAUUAUACAACACGUCAUGAUAAAACAAACGUGCUCGAUAUAGUGUGUACUGUGUAAAAAAAUACUGUGACAUUGAAGAAACCAUUAAUACAUAUAAUUCAUUCGAUUUUGUUGGAUUUUUUGUAUUGUGUGGACUUAGACAAAGGGGUUUCAAUAACAUAACAACAUGGCAGAUAACCGUUCCAGAUAUUUGGCAUGUCGGUACCCACGCCCAGAUGCUAAUGUAAAAUUGUUUUGCUUCCCAUGGGCCGGUGGUGGAGCUAAUUUUUAUUCAAACUGGGGAAAAUAUUUACCGGAUACAAUAGAAGUUCACGGGGUAUGUCUUGCCGGUAGAGAGGGUCGAUUCAAUGAAACUCCCUAUGGAACGCUCGAAAAGUUGUUGGACGAUAUGACUGUCCUGAUUAAAGAAAGAAGCAAUGGAAAGCCAUUUGCACUCUGGGGACAUAGUCUAGGAGCACUGCUGGUGUACGAAGCAGCUUGUCUUCUCAAGAAACGUGACGGUUUAGAACCGACGCAUAUAUUCGUGUCCGGCACAUCAGCACCGCAUUCUGAGAAAAGGAAGCAGACGACAAUUAAUGUAAAGGGAUAUACAGACGAAGAAUUCAUUGGCCUACUCAAACACUUCGGGGGUACACCCGCAGAUAUCAUAGAAGACCGAGAACUUGUGGCAUUGUUCCUACCAUCUUUGCGAGCAGACUACGAACUUUUACCACAAAUCAGCACAGAGCCGCCUUCAAAACAAGGGAUGUUUAGUUGUCCUGUAGACGUGUUUGAUGGUAAAGACGAUGCCGAACAUGAUUUACAAGCUUGGAACGACAUAACGACAGGGCUAUUUUCUAUAACUAUGUUAAAUGGUGGACAUUUUUAUCUUAAAGAAGAAGCAAAUAUGAAGAAAUUGUGUAACUACGUGACAAAUGCAUUAACUGGAUGUCCUAUGUGACACCAUGAUUUUCUUCAUAGAACAUUUAUAAUUCUUCUGUAGUGGUAACGUUAGAGUUGCUGAUGUUUUGUUUUAACAAAAGCUGGAUUCUGCACGAUAUUUACGAGGCAUUGGUAUACGCAAUGUGUGGCAUGUGUGACGCAAUUUAUGUCAAAAUAUUCAUUUCUUUUAACUUACAGUUUAAUGCUGAAUACAAAUUGAAUACAAAUAAAUUCACUGAAAACUAUAUAA